AUGGUAUCAUCAUUUGGUGGUAGAAGUGUAGAAGUUCCUAUCAUGGGUUCAGCUAUAUCAGGUCUUACUGAUAAUCCCUCGUCUCUUCUUAGAGUUUUAAAGGAGGGUUUUGAUGUGAGUUAUGAAGCAUCAGCUAGUCGAAACGAUAUGGAAUUCUGUUUGAGUUGUAGUGCUUCUGGUGGAACAUGUGGAUACUAUGACGACUCCACGGUCAAGAGCUUGACCUGUUUUUGUCGCAACGGUGGCAAUGGAAACACUUGUGGUGGUGGUCCUAGUUCCGUUAAAGGCGCCAAAAAUAAGAAGAAAAUUGAUAAUAGAGGAGGAUCUACACUUGGUGUGCUGCUAGUUUCGGUCUUAUUGAUCAUCCUAAUCUGUUGCUUCAGGAGGAAAUUCUCAUUGGGUAGUCGUAGUUCAUUCAAGUGGUUAUGCAGGAAGGAGCAAAAUAAGCAUCAAACACGACUUAUAGAUGCCUUCUUCGAAAAUUAUGGAUCUUUAGCUCCUAAGAGAUUCAAGUAUGCUGAAGUCAAGAAAAUGACAAGUGAUUUUAAAGAGAAACUCGGUCAAGGAGGUUAUGGGUCUGUGUUCAAAGGACAGCUUCAUGAUGGUCGUUUGGUUGCGGUGAAGGUUUUGUCUGAUAGAUCCAAAAGUAGCAAGAGUAAUGGAGAAGAAUUCUUGAAUGAGGUUGCAAGCAUUAGUAAGACUUCCCAUGUAAAUGUGGUAAAACUUAUUGGGUUUUGCUACAAUGGUAACAAAAGAGCUCUCAUCUAUGAGUUUAUGCCAAACGGUUCUCUUGAUAAAUUCAUUUACCAAAACAAACAGUUAGCCGAUCCAAGUUUUACAUUAGGAUGGGAAUCAUUAUUCCAGAUUGCAAUUGGAAUUAGUCGUGGACUAGAGUAUCUGCAUCGCGGUUGCACCACAAGAAUCCUACAUUUUGAUAUAAAGCCUCAAAACAUUCUCUUAGAUAAGAACUUCCGCCCAAAGAUAGCAGACUUUGGUCUGGCUAAGUUGUGUUCUCGAACAGAUAGCAUUAUAUCCAUGUUGGGGACAAGAGGAACUGCUGGCUAUAUUGCUCCCGAAGUAUUCAGUAGAAAUUUCGGAGGAAUCUCCCACAAGUCUGAUGUUUAUAGCUAUGGGAUGAUGGUAUUGGAAAUGGUCGGGGGUAGAAAAAACAUUGAUGUGCAAGUGGAAUUGGAUCAUUCUUCUCAACUCUAUUUUCCACAUUGGAUUUAUGACCGUCUCAAAUUAGAAAAGGAUCUUGGAUUGCAGGGGCUUAUGAUGGAGGAAACAGAAAAACUUGCUAAGAAGUUGACUAUAGUGGGUUUGUGGUGCAUACAGACUAACCCUUUAAGUAGGCCUUCAAUGAGUGAAGUAUUGGAAAUGUUGGAAGAAAGCGUCGAAUCCUUGAAACUUCCACCAAAACCUUUCCUUUCUUCACCACCUCCUAGAUCAACUAGUUCCUCCUAUCAUCCGUCUAACACGAGGGAGGAGCAAUCUUCCAGUAUCUCAGGAGGAGAAAACACCUUACAUGGAAUAGAAGCUAUCCCAAUUCUCUAUAAUGCAAAAGCAGGGAAUGACAGCUUAUCCACCAUGGAAGUGUUCCGAAUUCGCAGUGAUGCAAAAUCAGGGAAUGCAAGCUUACCUGCCAUUGAAGGGUUGCAAAUUCAUGGUGAUGCAAAACCAGGCAAUAGGCUGCGAGCAUGCAGGUUUCCUAAAUGUGGGACUACUUUAUGCAUGUUUCAGUGGACUCGACAUCUUGAUCCUAAUGAAAACAGGCCUUCGUACAUUGAAGGAGCUACAGAUCCAGAUUAUGUAGUCACUGCUGAUGAUAUCGAUAAGCUUAUUGCUGUCGAUUGCAUCCCAAUGAAUGGUGACGGCUGCCAGGGUGAAUUGAUGAGACUUUUCGCCAAUAAUCAGACAAAAAUAACAUGUGAUCUAGAAAUGCAAAUGAAGAUUAAGACUCACAUAUCCGAAGGUCAAGCCAGAUUUAAUGUCCUACGGAUACUAUGGAAGGAUACAUCUAAAGUUUGGGACCCAAGAACGUUCAUUUUGAACAGCCAAAGCUACCAAAUUAGGAACGUAGAUGAUCUGAUAUUUCAGGAGGAUUACUCAGAUAACUCAUAUAUUCAAAUUCCGUAUGGGCACACGGCACAGCUUGUGUUAACAUGCUCAGAUGGGAGUUCUCAUCUUUUUAGCACAGGCAAUGGUGUUCGGUAUGUGGGUUUUUUAUAUGGGUAAAUUUAUUAAAUACCCUUAGUUUUGACACCCGAUAAAUAUACCCUUAUACAACAAUAUAAAUACCCCUAUCAUUUAAAUACCUUAUCCAUUAAAAAAUAGAUUACCUUAAUAUCUCACUUACAAUAUUAUUUUCCAUUUAAAAAUCUUAUCCAUUAAAAAAUAGAUUUUCUAUUAUUUCACAUCCGCCAGCAACAACAUUUCACCACCACCAACAGCACCGCCGCCACCACCACUCCACCACCACCACCACUUACUAAAUACAACCACCAAUAAUAUUCCAACAUCGCCACACACAACCACCAUUGUUGUUGCCGCCGCCGCCAUCAAUAUUAGGUGUCAACAACUGAAGUUGAUCCAAAAAAUCAAAAGUUCAAAAAUAUUUGUCAAAUUUGGUUGUUGAUUCCAUUUUUCUAUUGUUGAUACACAAACAUUGGCUGUUGACUCCCUUA
Molecule: messenger RNA, 2684 nt
Organism: Papaver somniferum (opium poppy)
Lineage: Eukaryota; Viridiplantae; Streptophyta; Magnoliopsida; Ranunculales; Papaveraceae
Product: LEAF RUST 10 DISEASE-RESISTANCE LOCUS RECEPTOR-LIKE PROTEIN KINASE-like 2.1
Exons: 10
Coding region: 1-2235 (744 amino acids)
Biological process (GO): protein phosphorylation
Molecular function (GO): ATP binding; protein kinase activity
Source: RefSeq, a predicted model, not a curated record